Molecule: messenger RNA, 4809 nt
Organism: Lizanozyma spartinae
Lineage: Eukaryota; Fungi; Ascomycota; Pichiomycetes; Serinales; Debaryomycetaceae
Gene: SIN3
Product: transcriptional regulator
Exons: 5
Coding region: 1-4809 (1602 amino acids)
Biological process (GO): negative regulation of transcription by RNA polymerase II
Cellular component (GO): Sin3-type complex; chromatin
Molecular function (GO): transcription corepressor activity
Source: RefSeq, a predicted model, not a curated record
AUGACAAAUCAACCUGACCCUUGGAAUAAUCACCAAAGACCGUUGGGGCAACACCGUCAACCUCCUCCAGUGUUGCCCCCUCCCGCUACCUUAGAAGCAAGUGGCCAAAAGUUUUAUCCCUUACCUAUUCCAAGUUUAGGAAACGGAUCUGGUCAUUUGCAAUCGACUCAUACAUUCAAUAUUCCCUCCAUUAAUCCUGCAAGCGAGUCACCGGUUCAAGAACAGAGACAACUUCCUCAGCAACAGGGAAAUCCUCAACCUCAACCUCAACCUCAACCCCAAUCCCAAUCCCAGGCGCAACCUCAGGCUCAACACCAGGCUCAACCCCAACCUCAAUCACAGCCACAAGCACAACAACCUCAGCCACCCCAACCACAGCAACAAUCCCAACCUCAUCAACAACAACAACAGCAGCAGCAGCAACAGCAGCACCACACCCCACCACCUCAGCAGCAGCAACAGGAUGCCAAAAGACCGUCAUUUUCACUCCCAAUGCAUCAAUCUUUGGUAUCCUCGGUCAUCAACGCUAGUCAAGGUCAAGGUGGUCUGGAGGCUAGCGGGUUACCAGGUGCGAAUGCUCAAAAUGCCAAUGCAGCAUCUGUCAUGGGCCAAACAUCGCUGUUGAUGUCUCUGGCAGGCGUUCCAAACCGCCUAGCAAGUACUAGCUUUUACAGACCUUUGAAUGUCAAAGAUGCUUUAUCCUACUUGGAUCAAGUUAAAAUCCAAUUCUACAAUCAGGCGGAAGUUUACAACAAUUUCUUGGAUAUCAUGAAAGAUUUCAAGUCGCAAACCAUUGAUACACCUGGCGUGAUUGAUAGGGUUUCUACUUUGUUUAGAGGACAUCCUAACUUGAUCCAAGGAUUCAAUACGUUCUUACCUCCUGGGUAUCUUAUUGAAUGUUCACUGGAUCCUUCUGACCCCAAUCCAAUUACGGUUACAACUCCGACCGGAACUACCACAAAACCAAAUAUUAGUGGGUUCAAUGUUUCCUCGCAACCACAGAGUCAACCUUCGGUACAGGGACAGGGACAACAACCCUCAUAUACUCUGGAUCAAGCACAGCAGCAGCAACAGCAAUCUAUUGAAACUGCUUCUGCUCAACUUCAACAGAAUUCUCCUCAACAACUUGAAACUCCAACAGCAAACAGUCAAAUUGAAUUUAAUCAUGCUAUUUCAUAUGUGAAUAAGAUCAAGACAAGAUUUGCAUCUCAGCCUGACAUAUACAAGCAGUUUUUAGAGAUCUUGCAGACCUAUCAAAGAGAACAGAAGCCCAUUGGUGAAGUCUAUGAACAAGUUACUGUUUUAUUUGCUCAUUCUCCAGAUUUAUUAGAGGAUUUUAAGCAGUUCUUGCCUGAUACUUCUAAUCAGGCGCAAGUACUGUUGCAAAUUCAACCACAACUCCAAGAAGCUCACGCUCAACAACUUCAUGCUUCCCAAGGUUAUGCUGCUCAAGGGUAUGAACAACAACAACAACAGCAGCAACAACAACAGCAGCAACAACAACAGCAGCAACAACAACAAUUAGGCUUCUAUACCGCUGUUCAACAAGCGCAACAAUUACCUCCUGUGGGCAACUUUCAUCUGAAUGUUCUUGGUAAUGCUGGAUACCCUGGUGAACAGUUUGGACAACCAAAACAGGCAACAUUCCAAGCUGUUCCCCAAGCUAAGCCAGAGGCUGGAAAGUUCCAAUCUAAUGAGCCUGUAGGAGGAGGUUCAAAGAAAAAGAAGUCCACCACUAACAAUCAAAUCGCUUCCGUUCCAACCGGUGAAAACAUUCAAUUCCAAGCAAUGGCCAACCAAGAUGCUCAGUUCUCCAAUGUGCGUAAGCCUAUUCAACCCACUACUAAAGGAGGAGCUGGUAAAAUCAUGGGGGGGCCCGCUGUGCCACAAUCAAGUGCUACUGCUGGUCAAGGAGUUGUCGGGACUUCUACUACCAAGAAUGGGAACGUUGUUGCUGCUCAUCCUACGUUAAUUCCUGGAAUACCCGAACCUAUUUUACCCACCUCGUCCAAUAAGACAUCCACUUUAUCAGAAGAAAUAUCAUUUUUUGAUAAGGUUAAGAAAGCCAUUGGGAACAAGCAAACUUACAAUGAGUUCUUGAAGGUUUUAAACUUGUAUUCACAAGAUAUCAUUGAUAAGAAUAUUCUUGUUCAGCGUGUGAGUGGAUUUAUUGGUGAUAACCACAACGAUUUGAUCACUUGGUUUAAAGCGUUUGUUGGAUAUAAUGAAGGUCCACAACACAUUGAAGAGAUCACUUUUAGAAAGCACCAAUUGGAAUUGUCGUUGUGCAAGGCUUAUGGUCCUUCUUACAGACAACUCCCCAAGGCAGAGACUUAUAUGCCAUGCACUGGUCGUGAUGAGAUGUGUUGGGAAGUCUUAAAUGAUGAAUGGGUUGGUCACCCUACUUGGGCCUCCGAAGAUUCUGGGUUUAUUGCCCAUAGAAAGAACCAAUAUGAGGAAAUCUUGUUUAAGAUUGAAGAAGAACGAUUGGAAUAUGAUUACUACAUGGAAUCCAAUUUGAGAACCAUUCAAACGUUGGAAACCAUUGCUAAUCGAAUUGCCAACAUGACUCCCGAACAAAAAGCCAAUUUCAAGCUACCUCCCGGAUUGGGACACACCAGUCAAACCAUCUACAAGAAAGUGAUUCGGAAGAUUUAUGAUAAGGAUCGUGGAUUUGAAGUCAUUGAAGCUUUACACGAGAACCCAUCCAUUGCUGUACCCAUUGUAUUAAAGAGAUUGAAGCAGAAGGAUGAAGAAUGGAAACGUGCUCAAAGGGAAUGGCACAAGGUUUGGAGAGAAAUGGAACAGAAGGUUUUCUACAAAUCUUUAGAUCAUCUUGGGUUAACUUUCAAGCAAGCGGACAAGAAGUUACUUACAGCCAAGCAAUUGAUAAGUGAGAUUAGUACUGUUAAAGUUGAGCAACAGAAUAAGAGAAUUCAUCCCUUAACUCCCAAGGCACAGGAACAGUUGAACUAUAAGUUUGAAGAUGUUGAUGUGUUGAUGGAUAUUUUACGUUUGGCCGAUGUUUACAUCAACAAGUCGUCCAAUUAUUCCGCCAAUGAUCGGGAGAAGCAAUGUAAGUUCUUCAGGUUUUUUGUCUCCUUAUUCUUUGGCAUUCCGACGGAAACCAUUGAAGCAGCCAUGGCCUCAAGAUCCAAGACUUCUGAUGAAAACGGAAGUACGAUCACCACCACUAAUUCUACCAGCAGUAGCACCACCACCACCACCACCAUAGAAGAAGUAUCGACUGACAACGGUUCAAGUUCAAGUUCAAAGAAGAGAUCAAGAGACUCUGAUUUGCUACGUGAUGUCUUAAGAAAACAGUCUAAGCAACGUAAGGACGAACACAAUGAAACCCCCUCAUCAUCGUCAAACGACGUUGCCACCGUGGACUCUGACGAGGGAGGAGCAUCGACCAAUGACGAAGGAGGAGAGGGAGAAGCAGAGGAGGAAUUAUGGAUUAAGGUUGCACAGUCCAAAGUGGCUCCCUCAGAAGAUAGAAUUGAACAGCACAGACGGGAGAAGUACAAUCUUUUUUGUAACACCACGAUCUAUGUGUUCUUCCGUCAUUUGAGGUACUUGUAUGAAAGACUCUUGGAGAUCAAAAAGUUGAGUCCUGAAGUUCAAAAAGAGAUUAAAGCCCGAAAGAUUCCGCAGUUUGCAAAGGAUUUAAACCUUGUAGCCCACCAAUUAGAAGACAUGGGCAUAGUGCUAACUGGUGAUAGUGAUUGUUAUAAUCAAGUGCUCUUAUUGGCUGAACGGUUGAUAGAAGGAGACUUUGAACAUCAAUGGUUUGAAGAAGCUUUGAGACAGGGGUUCAGAAACAAGGCCUACAAGGUUUACACUGUUGAUAAGGUUGUACAAGCAAUGGUUAAACAUAUGCAUACGAUGAUCACCGACUCCAAGACAUCGGAGAUGAUGGUUUUGUUUGAACAAGACAGAAACUCUCCCACCUCCACCGCAAAGGAGCAAAUUCUCUACAGAAUUAAGGUAAGAACGUUGAUGUCCAAUGAAGAAAAUAUGUUCAAGAUUUCGUUCAAAGAAGGUGAAAACACAGUGAACAUUCAAUUUGUAGGAUUGGAUGAUUUGACUAUCAAUGAUCAUGAAAAUGCCGAACAAGAAUAUAACUAUUAUGUUACCAGUUAUGUGAUGAGCCACCCCACAGAGGGUGUCCCUGCUUCCAAGAUCAACAUGCCGUUCUUAAGGUCAUUUGUUGAGAAUGUACCUGAAGAGCAGAUUGAAGGUCGUGCCAGUUCUGGACUCAAGGUGUUUGUUUGUACCAGUUCGUACCGGUUAUUCUUUGAGGCUGGUUCCAGCGAUGAGUUCAUAGCCAAGUCGACCUACGUUCGGCCAGCUGAAACUUCCAGCGCUACCACGUCGAACGCUGAAGGUAUUACGGCUUUAGCAAAGUAUGUGGAGGACAAAGAGACCGGCUGGAAACAUCUGUUGGAAGAAGGACUCAGCGAAGAAGAAGCCACUUCCAGAAUUGACCUUAUAUUUGAGAAGGGAGCCAAGGGCUUAUUGGAGCAUUCUCAAGCCGAUGUUGAAAUGACAGAACCAGGUAAAGCUGAUGCUGAUGCCACAGUGGUAAAUGAUACUACCAUCCAACAUGACAACGACACCACAACCGAUGAUACUACUGCUAACCAUGAUUCAAUGGAUAUAUCGGGUGCCACUGAAACUGUCACAGAGACUGCAACAGAAGCUCCUGCUUCCGAGGCUGCUGCCCGUGAGGCUGCUGCAACAGAAGCCACUGCUUCCACUGCUUCCGCUCCAACCACCACAACUGAAUUACCACAACUGAAUUAA